This is a messenger RNA of Malurus melanocephalus (red-backed fairy wren), 2625 nucleotides long. RefSeq names its product CUB and zona pellucida like domains 1 (gene CUZD1). The transcript is spliced from 17 exons. Gene Ontology annotation, cellular component: cell surface; membrane. Lineage: Eukaryota; Metazoa; Chordata; Aves; Passeriformes; Maluridae. Bases 1 to 2625 code for a protein of 874 amino acids. The record is from RefSeq and is a predicted model, not a curated record.
AUGGACCGGAACGUGCGACUCACCUGGCUGCUGCUGCUGAGCACUGCCCUCCUGUCCCAGCCAGCGAGCGGAACCUGGUGGAACCAGCAAGACGACGAUUCCAAAUCACUAUGGGACAAAUUUGCRGAUUGGUUCAAAGAUAAAUUUGUACCCAAAGCGUCAGCAGCACAACCCCAACUGAGGCUGGAAUCUGGAGGGCACCGAUGCGCCGGGAGGGUUGAAGUUUAUCAUGCUGGAAAAUGGGGCACGGUCUGUGAUGAUUAUUUCAAUAUGAACAGUGCCAACGUUGUGUGCAGACAACUGAACUGUGGCCAAGCUGUCUCUGUGCUGGGACUGUCUUACUUUGGCCCCAGUGGCAAAGGCAUCCAGUUGGAUGAUGUGCAGUGUAGAGGAACUGAAUCCCACCUUUGGGACUGCCGGCACGCCGGCUGGGGCAAGCACAACUGUGGACACAAUGAGGAAGUUGGUGUCAUCUGCUCAGAUGCAAUGCCCUCUACGGCUGCACCAACAGGUUCCUCCCCUGCACCCAGCUCAACCCCGGCACAAAUUGAAACAUCUCCAGAGAUUUUGUCAACCCUCGAGAAAGUUGUGUCUUCUGAACUCAGUACUGCUGCAGGUGAAAUCAGCCCAUCAGCUGCCAAAAUCGCAGCCACAGAUGAUAAAGCCUUUGAAAAUAUUGCAGAACCGAAUACGACUGCUCCACUCGCAGCAGAUGAGACCACCACAGCUGCAGAAAUCCUUUCCACAGUGGCUGAAGGUAAACAGCAGCCUCUGCUAGUCCUGCACCAGCAGACAUUACCAAUGCAGCAGUAUCUACGGCUGCACCAGCAGACACCACCACUGAGAGAAUUUAAGAGAUAUCCUUGCAAGCUGUUUUUUUGUGUUUGCUGUUGUUCAACAGGGGUGCCUCRCUGUGGGGCUUCACUUCAUGAGCCAAACAAAGCAUUGAGGAUUGAACUAAAUGCAAAUGCAAACUGCAUCUGGCAAAUCCAGAGGAAUACAAAUCAAACAAUUAGGCUCAUUUUCUCCCAUUUUAAAUUUGCUCCUUCUUCAAGCUGUGAAACAGAAAGCAUUAAAGUGUUUGAUGGCCCCUCCACYAAUUCACCWCUYCUUGGACAAGUGUGUGAUGACACUSWUGCAGUCCCAGUGCUUGAAUCGUCUUCAGACAGUUUAACUUUUCUCAUAACAACCAAUUCUGUGGCUUUCACAMGAAACUUCUUUGUCUACUAUUACUUCUUUUCACCAGGAUCAAAAACUGAAAAUUGUGGGGGAGAAUUAACGGGUCCCAAUGGGACAUUCAGCAGCCCCAACUACCCAGCACCUUACCCUGGAUUCAGAUACUGUGUCUGGCACAUACAAGCACCAAAAAACUCGAAGAUAAACUUACAGUUCCAAGAUUUUUUCUUGGAAUUGGACAGAAACUGCCAACUAGACUUCACAGCAGUYUAUGAUGGCCCCACCACUGACUCUAGAUUAUUGGGGAAAGUGUGUGGUCGUGCCCAGCCCACAUUUGAGUCUUCUUCAAACAUGAUGACAGUUGUACUGUCCACAGAUGACGCCACCUCCUACAGAGGAUUUUCAGCUCAGUAUUCCAGUGUUCCCCUGCCAGCUCCCGUGGAUUUCAACACAACCCUUACCUGCCCUUCAUACAGCAUGAGAAUUGUUCUGAGCAAAUCUUACCUGGCUUCCCUUGGUUUUAGUGAAGCUCACCUGCAGCUCAACGAUCCAUCUUGCAGACCAACUGUAACAGAUUCAGAAGUGAUCUUCUCCUUCCCAUUGGCCAGCUGUGGAACAAUUAAAAAGGAAAUGGCUGAAAGCCACAGUAUCACUUACACCAACACCAUAACCCUGGCUCCAGCUGGCAACGUCAUCACCCGCCAGAAGAACACAGAGAUCAUUGCAGAAUGCAGAAUCAGCAACAACGCAACCUUGGAAGUCAUUUACGUGACAAAAAACAAUGCCAUCCAAAAAAUAAUUGCUGGAGGAAGGUACAACAUCAGCAUGGCCUUCUACGAGUCAGAUUCCUUCUCCAAACCCAUACAAUACUUCCCAUACUACGUGGACUUGAACCAAACUCUCUAUGUUGCUGCAACUCUUCAUUCCACUGACCCAAAUCUCCAGGUGUUCAUUGAUACCUGCACAGCAUCUCCACAGGAGGAUUUUGGAUCACUGACAUAUGACUUAAUCAGGAAUGGCUGCAAUAAAGAUGACACUGUGGUAACCUACCCAGCAUUUGAAAACCAUGGAAGAUUCAAAUUUCGGGCCUUCAGGUUCCUGAGGAGCUUUCCAUCAGUUUAUCUCCAGUGUAAYGUUGUGAUCUGUGACAGCAACAACACUGAUUCUCGCUGUGCCAGAGGCUGCAUCACCAGGCAGAAAAGAGACAUUGCUCCAUACACAUGGAAAACCAACACUGUAGWGGGCCCCAUCCGCCUGAAAAGAGAUCUCAGGGCUGCUGAGCACUCAGAAUCCUUCAUUGAAGCAGAAGCUGAAAAAACACCAAACCUGCAACAAUACAACUUCUACACUCUGGCUUUUGUGGUUUUAAUUUCAAACAUUCUCAUUGUGGUAGCUGUGAUACUAAAACAUCACAAACACCAAGCACGAUACAGCUACAGSUCCUUUUAA